AGGUCUGACGAUAACAGUACUGUCGCUGAACGAGUCGUGUAGAGGUAUAGCCCGGGGGUAGCAGCGUGUGUGGGCAGGGGUGGGACUGACGGCCCCGGAGAUGGAUGUUUAGCGAACAACGAGGCACACGCUAUAGUUCUAUCACGAAGGCUGCCCUCAUUAAGUCAAGAGGGAACCGUAAGUAACGGGAGUAUAUGUGCAUACCUUGCUGUAGCUGAGAUUACCAGGGAUAUGGGGACGGAGAGGCCGGCGGACUCUAGCUCUGUGGAUAUGGGAGACUCUAAUAGGCGUCAGCUGUCUCCAAAUGAAAGGGCUUACGUGUCGGGGCAACAAGGCAAUACUUAUAUGUCUUAUGACGUCACGAAUGAACAUUCGCCACAGCCAUCGCCGCAACCUCUGGCCGUCACUGAUUGGCCAAUGAGGCCAUAUCCCGACCAAUCACAGGAGCCAGUUUGGGUGGUGCCGCCCUAUAGGGAACCAAUCAUCAUGGGGUAUGGCCCAAUGUGGGUGUCGCCUGAUGGAUUAAUGACGAAGCUGUAUGAAGAUGAUUGGUCGGGGAGAAAACCGAGACGGGGCCGUCGGCGAUACCUACGAGAUAUGGAAUUAGAUGACGACCCCCCACGAUCGUGUGUACGCGAGGCUGUUGUCUAUAUCGGCGGAUUCGUCGUGCUCGCUGUCGCCCUUGCUGCCAUCAUCGCGCUUGUCUACACACGCAACUCACAGUGACUCCUGCUGCACGUGCUUGUAUAUAUCACCUGUCCAUCAUUGCCAUUGGUGUCAUUGUCAAUUGCGCACCUGCCAAUCAUCGUUAUGUUCAGAUAGUUAAUGUGACAAAUUUGGACGUUCCUCUCUCGCUGACAUUUUUAAUAUAAUUAAUCAAUAUAUCUUUAGUUUGAAAACUACAGCCAUGAAUUUAAAGUCACGAAUAGUAUAAUAUUAAUAAGUCAGGUGAUAAAAGUCAGGUUAUUAAAGACUUUUUUUAGGAUACGACUAGCUUCGCUAUGACAAUUCUAAAUAAAAAACAUAAUACGUUAUUAUUUAUUCUAAUUGAUAAUGUAUAAUCUGACAUGGCAAAUAGCCAUAACAUAUUUUUUCCAUUAAAUACGCUGUUCAUUUUGUCAUUGCAAGAGGGAAAUUGUGUUGUGUGAGAUCGUCACGGUUGAAUGAAUAGGAAAAGACUGUGGUAGGCAACUCAUUGCUGCUACAUUGCAGUAUAUGGGGUUUUCAAUAGCCUCUGCCCAUAUGCAUAAAAUCGAGAUUGGUGGUGUGUAUGACAUGUCAAUUUCAAGUGCCUCGACUCCAGCAAGUCAGAGAUGAACGCCUAAAUACAUGUUGGUGCAGAUAGAACGUUAACAUUCAGCAGUGAAAUCAGCUAUUUGUAAAAGACGCAAUUUAUUGUAAUUUGAUUCCCCUGAAUGACCGACCAGGCAGAACCGAAUAUCCCACAUAAGUCAUAGGCUGCAACUAAUUUCAAAUGCACACAGAAACAAAAUCAUUUAUUGUGCUUGAAUUUUGUAUGUCGAUUUUGUGUGUGUGUUUCAAGGGGUUUAAACUAAUUUAAAUUUGACUUGUCAGCAAAUAUCUGAAGUCCGAACAAUCCCUUGUACAAGCGACAAGUUAAGACCUAUAUCUUAAACUGGCUGAUGCUGUCAGAACCAAACUAUUGCAUGGAUAACAUUUACCUAUUGUUGGUCUUUGAGCAUUUAUGUGUGUGGAGAUAAGCGCUGUACAAGCAACCUCACUGUUAUGAAACAAACAGCAUAGUGAAACCUCAUAACGUGAAGACUUCUGGAAACUACAGAAUGCAUCGAGUUAUGCGUAGUUCGGGACAAGCUGUGUACUGUUUUAGCUUGUAAUUAUUCUAUCAGACGUCUAAAAUUACAUCGUCUUAUACAGGAUUUCAACUUAACGAGGUUUUGAUGUGGCUGUUAAUGUUAUGUAAAUUAUUUAAAUGUCGGUCGUUACGACAGUGUACGUUAUGUUUUAAAACCUGUGAAGAUCCUGGUUAGAACUGGUCUUCAACAUCCCAUGCUUGUCGUAAGAGGCGACAAACGGGAUCGGAUAGUCAGACUCACUGUCUUAGUUGACGCAUGUCAUCGUAUCCCAAUCGUGUAGAUCGAUGCUCAUGAUGUCAAUCACUGGAUUGUUUGGUUCUGACUCGAUUAUUUGCAUACCGCCGUCAUAUAGCUGGAAUAUUGCGGCGUUAAACAACUAACAAACAAAACAGGUCUUCUGACUAAGAUCAACUCACCACAUUUGCAGGACUUAUAUCAACGUGUUUUUUUAUUACAGUAAACUGUCGCUUUUCAUUCUGAAUAUAUUCAUACAUAUUCCAAGUUAUUGAAAAGCGUAUGUGUAUGAGUGGUAUCAGCAUCAGGUGUUGUUGAGGACAGUAGAAAACCACAUGUUCCCGUUGUACAUCAUGAAUAAAUAUUUAUACUUUG
Messenger RNA from Haliotis rufescens (red abalone), 2444 nucleotides. RefSeq lists its product as uncharacterized. Bases 232 to 726 code for a protein of 164 amino acids. The transcript is spliced from 3 exons. The record is from RefSeq and is a predicted model, not a curated record. Lineage: Eukaryota; Metazoa; Mollusca; Gastropoda; Lepetellida; Haliotidae.